AUGAACCGACUAACCACUCUCUCUGGCCAAUUUUCUCAUCUAAACGACAACCCGUCGAGGGUUGCUCCUGGAAAUUCAGAUGACGUUGUUAUCUGCGCGGCUCUGCGGACGGCGAUUACCAAGGCCAAGAGAGGUGGUUUCAAAGAUACAUAUCCGGAAGACCUUCUGGCAAAUCUUUUGGUGGCGUUACUGAAGAAGACAAAAAUUGACCCAAGCAGAAUCCAAGACGUUUGCAUUGGCAAUGUCUUGCAGCCUGGCGCGGGGGCCCUGGGAAGUCGGAUUGGGAUGCUUAUGGGAGGGCUACCAGUAUCUGUCCCGGUGAAUGUCGUCAAUCGACAAUGCAGCAGCGGCCUGCAAGCUGUUGCCAACAUCGUUGCGGCAAUUAAGAGUGGCUUCAUCGAUGUUGGUAUCGGCGGCGGCGUCGAGUCCAUGUCUCAGUUUGAUAUGAUGAGGACGCUCAACCCCGAAAAGCUAUCGGAGAAAGUUUUCGAAGAUGAACAGGGACGCAACUGCCUCAUCCCCAUGGGGCUCACCUCGGAAAAUGUCGCUGAGAAGUAUGGCAUCAGUCGUGAGGCCCAGGAUCAGCUGGCGAAGGAGUCCCAUGACAAAUGUGUGAAGGCUCAGGAGCAAGGACUUUUCAAAGAAGAAAUUGUUCCUCUUAAUGUGAAGGUGAAGGACGCCGAUGGAGUGGAGAAGGAGAUAAUAGUUGACCGCGACGAUGGGGCACGCAAAGCCACGACGGUUGCGAACCUUGCUAAACUGAAACCUGCAUUCCAGGCGAACGGAACAACUACAGCCGGGAACAGCAGCCAAGUCUCUGAUGGAGCCGCCUUGGUCCUUCUGGCCAGACGAUCGGCAGCAGAGAAACUUCGGCUUCCCAUUUUAGCCAGGUUUGUAGCUUUCACGGUCGUUGGAGUGCCCCCAGAUAUUAUGGGAAUCGGUCCGGCAGUUGCGAUUCCGGCUGUCUUAGAACAAGCAAACUUGUCCAUGGACGACAUCGACAUUUUUGAGCUCAACGAGGCAUUUGCGUCGCAAGCGGUGUACUGCGUGAAAAAGCUCAAUAUCCCGAAAGAGAAAUUAAACCCGAAAGGCAAGCCUCUCACCAGCUGCACUCCAGACAGUUUCCUUAUGUUGGGGAGGGGGGGCAUCAAGUGCUGCAACGAAGAUGUGGUAUUAUUCUACAUAAAUAAAAGGGAAGCCAUUAACCACUUUCAAUCGGAUUGA
This is a messenger RNA of Neospora caninum, 1224 nucleotides long. Its product is annotated as Acetyl-CoA acetyltransferase,related. Bases 1 to 1224 code for a protein of 407 amino acids. Gene Ontology annotation, cellular component: peroxisome. Gene Ontology annotation, molecular function: acetyl-CoA C-acyltransferase activity. The record is from RefSeq and is a predicted model, not a curated record. The transcript has 9 exons. Lineage: Eukaryota; Apicomplexa; Conoidasida; Eucoccidiorida; Sarcocystidae. Gene Ontology annotation, biological process: fatty acid beta-oxidation; phenylacetate catabolic process.